Lathyrus sativus (Indian pea) is the source of this 336-nucleotide messenger RNA. Lineage: Eukaryota; Viridiplantae; Streptophyta; Magnoliopsida; Fabales; Fabaceae. The record is from the annotation of a GenBank genome assembly.
AUGUUUGGGUGGACUCAAAAUGUACUCUGUGCUUGUUCAAGCAAAAACAAUAUUAACAUGGUUGAUGAUAUUAACAUCAACGAAUUUGGUCCUGAUCCUUUAGAUGCGGUACAGGCCAAUGUUGUUAAGCAAACUUUGAGCAAAUUUGGUAUCGGAUACAAGGCUCUUUUUGUUGGAGUAUUCGACGGAGAAAAUGGGAGCUUUGCUUCCGAAUAUCUGAAUGACAACCUCUUACGAACUUUACUAUCUGAUGUUAAUAAGAAUGACUGCAACGUGAGUGAGGAUAUCAUGAGGAAAACAAUUGAGGAAAUGGAAAAAAAAUUGUUGCAGAAGUAA